Messenger RNA from Lactuca saligna, 3573 nucleotides. NCBI's taxonomy places the organism in Eukaryota, Viridiplantae, Streptophyta, Magnoliopsida, Asterales, Asteraceae. The record is from the annotation of a GenBank genome assembly.
AUGCCAACAUUAGAUUGCUAUACCAAGGUCUUUUCUUCACUAAUUAACAUGGAUUUUUUUGGUUUUAGUGAGAUCGAUAAUGGUGGUGGUUUGGAGUUCGCCGUCAAAGUCAACAUAGGAUACGGUUAUGUCGAGGAGUCUGUCUCCGACGGAGAUGGUAGCGAUGAUUUUGGGAGUGGUAGAGUAUUUGACGGUGUAACGGUUAGUGAGGCAGAGUUUUUGAUGUGGAGGGUAGAGAUGGAGAAAGAGAAGGUGAGCGAUCGAUGGUUGGUAGUCAUCUCAAAACUAUCGUUAGUGGGAAGUAGACGAGAACGGGGAAAAGGCGAAGCCUACACUGCCGAUUCAUAUGGUGUUCGAGGGGAAAAUGGUGUGAGGCUGGAUCCUUCAAUCUUUUGCCAUGGUGGGGGAGGUGGUUUUAAGGGCAGCAUCUGGUGUUUGGUGAAUGUCGCCUGCUCUCAGAAAGAGCGACUUGCUCUUCUCAAGUUCAAAGGGAGUGUUGAAGAUACUUCUGGAAUGUUGUCUUCAUGGGUGGGGGAGGAUUGUUGCCUGUGGGAAAGAAUCCACUGUGACAGUCUCACUGGAACCAUUGACAGCCUCAAUCUCAGAGGAGAGUAUUAUUUUGGUGGCGAAGGAGGCCCUUCUUACAGUGAAGGCUACUUAGUUGGUAAUGAGGUGAACUCUUCUUUGGCUGAGUUGAGGCAUCUCAAGUACCUGGACUUGAGUCUGAAUUUUUAUCAAGGAAGCCGGAUCCCUGAGUUCAUUGGAUCCUUCAAACAGCUGAUGUACCUCAAUCUCUCUACUGCUGGUUUUCAAGGUAUUAUUCCUCCUCACAUUGGAAAUCUUUCUAAUUUAAAGGUUUUGGAUCUCAGUUCAAAUUAUAAUCUAGCAUCAGAUGAUAUGUCAUGGACUUUUGGCCUUCCAUCACUCGAGCAUCUCGACUUGAGUUAUGUGGAUCUUGGCGGAGCAAAGAACAUGGGCAUGGUGCUUUACAAUCUUCCUUCGUUAAAAGAGUUAAGUUUGCGUGGUUGUGGACUUUCCAAUGUCCAUCUUGGUCCUUUUUUUAAUUCGAGUAGAAUUCUUGCCAACAUAAAACGCCUUGAUCUUGGCUCCAAUUCUUUCAAAGGCCCACUCCCUGGAUUUUGCCGAAACAUGACAUCCCUUGAAUUUCUGGAUCUUUCUGGUUUUAAUCUUAGUUUGGCAUGGAACUUUGCAAACGUGCUAAACAUGAUCCCUUCCUCUUUAUCAGAGCUGCAUUUUUCAAGUUGUUGGCUAGAUAAUAAGACUUUUCUAUCUUCCGCUCAUUUUAAUAUCAGUAUGCUUUCUAACAUCCAACACCUGGAUCUUAGCUGGAAUUCAAUUGAAGGCAUAUUUCCAUCUGUUUUCAGUAACAUGAGUUCCUUAAGAGUCCUUGAUCUCUCAAGAAACAUGCUGCAUUCUUCGGUUCCUAUUAUGGUUAACCUUCUAGAGCUUGAUCUUUCUGUUAACCAGUUUAAGAAUAUUGAGGAUGUUGGAAUCUGGAGACAGUGUCACCUGAAAACGUUGGCUGCAUAUGGAAAUCCUUUUGAAAUAGAAAGGAUUGACCCACCGCAAAACGUUUCAGAAUGCUCCCAAUAUGCUUUGGAGUGGUUGGAUUUAAGUGGGUGGUUGAAUGGUACGAUUCCAGAAGCAUUUGGAAGACUAACCAAUUUAAGAGUCUUACUUCUAAUGAACAGCAGUUUGACAGGUCCAAUCCCCGAAUCUCUAGGAAGAUUAAGAUUCUUAGAGGUAUUAGAUCUACAUGAUAACCAAUUGAAUGGUUCAAUUCCAGAAUCCUUUGGAAAUCUUGCAGCUUUAGAAUCUUUGUAUCUACAAUCCAAUCACUUAACGGGCCCCAUCCCAACAUCUCUAGGAAGACUUGUUUCAUUACAAGCAAUUCGGUUGUCUUCAAAUUUGUUAAAUGGGACUAUUCCGGUUUCAAUUGGGCAACUUGCCAAACUCAAUGAGUUAGAUAUCUCAGACAAUUCCUUAGAAGGAGUAGUUUCCGAAGCCCAUUUUGCUAACCUUUCGAUGUUGGAGCACUUGUAUGCUUCUUCUAACACCAAGUUGACAUUCAAUGUAUCACGUGAGUGGAUACCUCCAUUCCAGUUGUUAUAUCUUGAUCUCAGUUCCUGCAAUCUCACAAAUGGAUUGCCACAGUGGCUACGGAAUCAGUUCUUGCUCUCUGAGUUCGUGUUGUCGAAUGCUUCAAUUUCGGGACCUCUACCCACAUGGUUGCGGAAGAUGCCUGUCAUUGAUUUCUUAGAUCUCUCUCACAACAAACUCAGCGGACCAUUGACAAACCUUCCAGAAAUAGGAUGGGUAUUGAUACUAGCAAAUAACAUUUUCAAUGAGUCAAUUCCGAAGUCCUUGUGCAGAUGGACAAAUUUAUAUUUACUUGAUCUUUCCAGAAAUAGGUUAACAGGGACAAUUCCCAAGUGUCUCCAGGAUCUGCAACGGUUGAGUGUCAUGAUCUUUAGCUCAAAUUUACUUUCAGGUGUCAUUCCAAGCUAUAUAGCACUUAGUCAUUCAUCAUUAGAGUGGUUAAAAUUAAAUGACAAUAAAUUCAUUGGUGAACUUCCUCGAGAGUUGGGGAAUUUAAGAUAUUUAAGAGUCCUAGAUGUGGGUGAUAAUCAAUUGUUUGGAAAGAUACCCCACUGGAUUGGAGAAAACCUGACAAGUUUGAUUGUUUUAAGAUUACACAAGAAUAACUUUACCGGGGAAAUUCCUGAAUCUUUAUGCAAAAUGUCAAAACUUCAAAUUUUGGAUGUUGCAUACAACAACUUAACGGGUAUCAUCCCUCAUUGCCUAAGAGAGUUGAAUGCAAUGGUUAAUGGUGCAGAAAAGUGGUAUGUCAGUUAUGGCUGGGCUGAUUCUAAUGAGAAUGUGAUUCAGGUUAUGAAAGGUGUUGAUCUUGAAUAUACAAGAAUUUUGGAUAUAGUUUAUAACAUGGACCUUUCAAGCAAUAAACUUGUUGGAGAAAUACCUGUGGAGCUAACCGCACUCUCUAUGCUGAUUGGUCUCAAUUUGUCUAAUAAUCAUCUCAGUGGGAGAAUUCCAGAAAACAUUGGAAACAUGACGAGGUUAGAAUCUCUUGAUUUAUCUGGAAACAAGUUGACCGGGACGAUCCCUCCAAGCAUGGCAGCUUUGACUUUUUUGAGCCAUCUGAAUCUGUCACACAACAACUUGUGGGGACGAAUUCCAACAGGCCAUCAGUUGCAGACCCUUAUUGAUGAUCCAUCAAUAUAUGCUGGGAACAGAGAUCUUUGUGGACCUCCAUUGACAAACAAUUGCUCAGAUCAUCAAGACCCAACAACAACAGCAAAACCCAAGAAGAAACAUAAAGCAGCUGAGGAGUCAAUCAAGGUAUGGUGGUUUUACCCGGACAUCAUGAGUGGAUUUGCAACAGGGUUUUGGGGUGUAAUUGGAGUUCUGUUGUUGAAGAAGCGGUGGAGAUGGAGGCUUUUCAUGUUUGUUGAGAAAAUCAUGGACAAGAUAUACGUUGCAGUCAUGGUAACAGUUGUUGCCAAGAUCAAGAGAGGAAGAGAAGCUGUAUAG